Messenger RNA from Solea senegalensis (Senegalese sole), 5279 nucleotides. RefSeq names its product PHD finger protein 14 (gene phf14). The transcript has 17 exons. Lineage: Eukaryota; Metazoa; Chordata; Actinopteri; Pleuronectiformes; Soleidae. The coding region runs from base 108 to 2717 and encodes 869 amino acids. Gene Ontology annotation, biological process: regulation of transcription by RNA polymerase II. The record is from RefSeq and is a predicted model, not a curated record.
AGUCGCCAGUUGCGUCUACGUCACUGCUGCUGUGUUCCCCAUUGUCCACAUAACAUGCUGCUAAAAGGAGAACUGCCUCGUUGCCUGUAGUUAAAACCGAACCACAGAUGGACCGCAGUUUGAAGCGCCGGCAGGUGAAGCCACUCACUGCCUCCCUCUUAGAUGCCUUGGAUUAUGACAGCUCAGAUGACAGUGACUUUGAAGUGGGAGAUGCCUCAGGAUCAGACGGCACAGGCAACGGCAGUGAUGAAGAAGGCUCUAAAGCGAGUGCCGCAGGUUCAGAAAGUGAGUCGGACAACGCAGCCUCUGCAGACGACGGUAUAGACGAGGAGGAGGCCAAAGAGUUGGCCGCCGAAGACAACUUAACGGAGGACGACGAGAAGACUGAAGAGAAGACCAAGCAGCCGCCUUCAGCAGACAGCCCAACCAAAGACAACCCUGCUGUCACUCCUCCUAAAAGCCGGCGCAAGAGCAAGAAAACAGCCGAGGUGGAGCCCGCUCCGCCUUCUGAGUCUGCCUCAACGUCAGUUCCAGCCAGUGUGAACGCUGACGAGAGUCAGGCCGAGCCCAAGAAAUGGAAUUUCCGCAGGAACCGUCCCCUGCUGGACUUCACCACCAUGGAGGAGCUGAACGAGAUGGACGACUACGACAGCGAAGACGACAAUGACUGGAGACCCACGGCAGGGAAGAAGAAAGGCAAAGCAGCUUCCCAGAAAGGAGACGCCGAGGGAGAGGAGGGUGGCGGCGCCAGUGAUGACGACGAUGAUAACGACGACGACGACGACGAUGAUGACGACGACGAUGAGGACGAUGACGAUAAGGAGGACGGUGAUGACAACAACAGUAGCAGCGACAGCGAUAAAGAGGGGAAGAAGCCCAUGAAGAAGCCGAAGAACACCAGCAAUUUUGACGAAGAGCUCACCAAUGACAGCAUGUCCCAGGGAAAGGGCAAUGAGGAUGCCUUGCUGGACCGAUCGCAGACCUGGAGCACGCAGCACAUUCUCAUCUGCUGCGUCUGUCUGGGAGACAACAGCGAGGACGCUGACGAGAUCAUUCAGUGUGACAACUGUGGGGUGACGGUGCAUGAAGGAUGCUAUGGCGUGGACGGUGAGAGCGACUCCAUCAUGAGCUCAGCCUCGGAGAAUUCGACCGAGCCUUGGUUCUGCGACGCCUGUAAGAACGGAGUGACUCCGAGCUGCGAGCUGUGCCCCAACCAGGACGGCAUCUUCAAAGAGACGGACGCUGGGAGGUGGGUGCAUGUGGUUUGUGCACUUUAUGUUCCCGGAGUUGCAUUUGGAGACAUUGAUAAACUACGACCAGUGACACUCACAGAAAUGAAUUAUUCAAAAUACGGAGCCAAGGAGUGCAGUUUCUGUGAAGACGCGCGGUUUGCCAGGACCGGCGUGUGCAUCAGCUGUGAUGCGGGAAUGUGUCGGUCCUACUUCCACGUGACCUGUGCGCAGAGGGAGGGACUCCUGUCUGAGGCCGCAGCAGAGGAGGAUAUUGCCGAUCCAUUUUUUGCCUACUGCAAACAGCACGCAGACCGCUUUGACAGGAAGUGGAAAAGGAAGAAUUAUCUGGCCCUGCAGUCCUACUGUAAGGUCUCCCUGCAGGAGAGAGAGAAGCAACUCACUCCUGAAGCUCAGGCCCGGAUCACGACCCGCCUGCAGCAGUACAGGGCAAAGGCAGAGUUGUCCAGGAACACCAGGCCUCAGGCGUGGGUGCCACGGGAAAAGCUGCCUCGUCCUCUCACGUCCAGUGCCUCAGCCAUCAGGAAGCUGAUGAGGAAGGCGGAGCUGAUGGGCAUCAGCACCGACAUCUUCCCCGUGGACACGUCCGACACCAACGCCAGCAUGGACGGACGCAGGAAACACAAGCAGCCCGCCCUCACGGCAGACUUUGUCAAUUACUACCUGGAGAGGAACAUGCGAAUGAUCCAGAUCCAGGACAACAUCUCUGAACAGAAGAACUUGAAAGACAAGCUGGAGUGCGAGCAAGAAAAACUGCACGUGGAGUACAACAAGCUCUGUGAGUCCCUGGAGGAGCUGCUGAAUGUGAACGCACAGCUGCGCGGUGAUGGCCAGGCCAUGUGGACUCUGAUGGGGGGAAUCGUUGGUCAGAAACUAAACACUCCAGCUGUCCUGAAAGCCCCAAAAGAGAGGAAGCCCAGCAAGAAGGAGGGAGGAGGAACCCCGGGGAAGUCUUCAAGUCUGCCAGCAAUCCUCUACAGCUGUGGCAUCUGUAAGAAGAACCAGGACCAACAUCUGCUGGUGUUGUGUGACACCUGUAAGCUCUACUACCACCUGGGCUGCCUCGAGCCACCACUAACACGCAUGCCCAAGAAGACCAAGAACAGCUACUGGCAAUGCUCAGAGUGUGACCAGGCCAGCAGCGACGAGGCCGACAUCGCCAUGGAGACGCUACCGGACGGCACCAAGAGGUCCAGGAGGCAGAUCAAAGGGCCGAUCAAAUUCAUCCCGCAGGAGAUGUCGCCGGAGCCGAAGAAACAACAAGUGAGAGGCACGAGAACAAGAGGACAGAAGAGGAAGAGAGUUCCCAUGUGUGAGGACAAAGACGAUAAAAUAGAGGAACCACUGCCGCGGGAACGCCGUCAACGGCAGUCUGCAAUGCAGAAAAAACCCAAAGCCGAAGACACGAGGACCGAGUGUACAACGUGCAAAGGACCAGGUGACAACGAAAACCUCGUCAGGUUGUGAGAGCCGGGGCAGCCACCUCACCUCACCAUAAAAACUCGGGGGACAGAAGACCGUUGGCUUAGAGACAGAGAGAGGCAAAUUGAGGCGUUUGAAGAAUGGCGCUCGGGGUCAGGCUGAAGGACCGAGACCGUCCCGUCCUGCACCGUCCAGCAACCAACUCUGAUCCAAACUGGAACCAACAACAGAAUAUUGAAUGGAACUGUCUGAAUCUUAAAUUAUGGAAUCACAAAAGGUUGCUUUGGACCAGUAAUGUUUGAUUUGUGUUGGACAACAACACUACAAAAUAUGCUUUUUUUGUUGCUUUUUUUGAGAACUGUAGCUGCAGUUGCAUCUAUGCAAAGGUCUUCACUCGACUACAACACUGUGUCACACUUUAUUUCGUUCAACAAAGUAAGAGUCAGCCGAUAGAUGCAACUGUUCCAUAGAUACCUCUUUAAAUUAAUUGAGUCAUGUUAUCUAAAUGUGUUGGGAUAUUACAUUAAAUAGUGAGGGAUUCUUCUUGGGAAAGGGUCAAAUUUCAACGCAGCCACUUGUGAUUGGAUCUCUCAGGAUGGAAGAUAAUAGCAUGUCUUUGAUGUUUUAGAUUGUGUUGAAAGAAUGUGGCUGUUGUGUGUAAUUAUUUGGUCCAAGGCUGAUGAACAUCUGAAACCCAAUUUUGGAUUAUUUCCUCUGCGGGAAAAUAGUGAAACCGAGAUGUUUACACGUCAUGUUGCAGACGGUAUGUAAGUGCACCGUGACGGUCACAGAGUUUUAAAAUUCUGCUCCAUUUGACUUUGGACUCCUGAAUCAAUCCUCUCUAUGCCUCUAGGUGCUUGUCUGCUUCUAGCAUACAUGAUAAAACACACAACAGAGAUUGUGACCUGCCCGCUAAAAAACUUUUCAUCAGUGCCAAUCAGUAGUAUUGAUUGAAGCCACCCAAACACUCAGAAGAAGAAUUUCAGUGUGAAUUUGGUUAAUUAUAGACGCACUUGAACUUAAGCUUUCUAAGAUGUGAGUGUUGUUUUUUUUUGUUUUGUUUUUUUAAGUAAGUUCCAGACUGUUGGGGAAAAGUCUUUGUUUAUAUAUAGAAAAGCCCAACAUUUCCUCGUCUUAUCAGUUUACGCGGCAACGUUAUUCCGCCAUGAAGCAUCCGUAGUAGGUACUAGGUAGUGUAGUUAGUGGUUAUAGCACUUAAAUAUUAGUCCACAUGUCUCGCGUGUCUUCAGGCAUUCAGAAGUCUUCCUCUGUCUCCAUAUCGUCCAGCGACAGUUAAACUGACACGUCCUCAGAAAAGAAGCCCAGCUCUUGUCUCCAUGUCCCUGGUGGCCCAUAGUCAAUGCUGUCAAAACGGCUACUCGCUGCUCUGCCUGGGCUGAUGACGAGUGUCACAUUUUGCCCUCGUGUGUCACUUUGUUGCCUGCCCAGGCCUCAGCAUGCUUUUGGGAGCAGUCAAAUCCAUGCAGUUUGUAUCUUUCUUUAUUUUUGGCGCAUGUUUGCGAACGACACCACCACCAAGGCUUUGUCUUUAGAGACGAGGUGCUGUAUAAUUUGCUGACUCCUUUUCCCCGUCGCUCACAUCCAGUCGCUCUCAAAAGACGUGCGAGUCACGUCUCAAAAAAUGCAUGGAUGUGUACGUUUACCCAGAUCCCUGACAAUACUGGAAACACUGAAAACAAGUGGCGUGGUCUCGUAGAAUUUGAAUGCCGGUUAGCUCUGUAGUGCGAUGUAUGAAGUGUACAGUAUUUAUUUAAGGAGGGUAAAAAUGUUGUUGUUGUUUUUCUUGUAACUCCAUACUUGAUUAUACGAAUAUCUUAAAGGGCAUUCCAUAAUUUUCCACACGAGUCGGAGGAUGUCCAUUAUGUCAUAACUCACCCAUGUCGGUGAUGCUAUGCGCGGACCUCAUGUGUUCUAUAAAUUUGGCAUCCUGCACAGACUUUUGUGUCUAUUUCCAGGAAUGAGCCAAUACCCUUCUCUAUUCGGUCCAAUACUGGUUAAAAAACACAGAAUUUAUUAAUUGGAAAAAUGAAAAAUACAAAGUCUGAGAUGAAUUUUAAACCCUAAAUUUCACAAUAAUCCUGCCCUAAGCGGUCUGGAAUAAUGGCAUGGACUAAUUGAUUGACACUCGUGGUUUAUUUCCAUCGUUAUUGGACGAGAAAAAGUGGUAACAAGCCAUCACGACUCCUGGUACGACAAUAUAAUAGAAUUGAAUGUGGCUUUAGUCCAACUUUUGUUUUUAGUAUGACUGGAACCACACGUGAAUGUAACUCUCUGCGUACGCGAAGGUGGGAAAGUAUGACGAGGCCUCGCGCUUGUGUUGUGUGAACAGAGUUGAACUCUGAUUUGUGGUUUAGUCCCAGAGCCACUAUGGUGUUUUCUUUUAAUUGCCAAACAUUUGUUUACAGUUGUUUACAGACAUGCUUUGAGGGGGGAAUAUUGUGUACUGUGUUUCUGUGAUAUUGUAUGAAGUAAGAAUAAUGAAUGUUGCUGCUGUUGUGUGUGUGUAUGUAAAGUGUCUCAGCCUCUGGCCCUACAGCUCUCGGAAAUUAAGCGGAGCUUUAAUAAACUCUUGACUUUUUCACCUUA